UUCAGGAAUUCACGAUAUAUCAUGUUAUCCUUGUUAUUCACCGAAUGUUAAACAAGGAUAAAAUGAUAUCUAGAUGCACCUAGGCGAAGUUUCUGAACCAUUCUGAACACAGCCCUGUACUGUUGCGUCCAUAACCUCAAAUUGAAUGAGAUAUAACCUGCAAUAAUCGUUUUAUAAAAGCAAAUAAAAGACGCUUAUUGUUAAGAAUUAUUAUGUCACUCGCGCGACGAGGACAGCAUUGGGGAACAUUUGCCCGUAUUUGGCACGUGUACGAUGCAAAAUGGCAAGAUCCGUAUAAGAGUGCUGAAAGAAUAAAACAUUAUCUCUUGGGAUUGUACAAGCCAAUAUAUCAUCCACUGAGCGAUUGCGGCGACCAUGUGAUAGUAAUAAACAGCAAGGAAAUUGCUUUACGCGGAGACGAAUGGCGAAAACGUGUAUACUUUCAUCAUAAUACAUAUCAUGGAGGUGCCACUUGGACUCUUGCAUGGGAAUUACAUUAUAAGGAUCCAACUUUGAUUGUAGAGAAAGCUAUAUAUAGAGCAUUGCCGAAAAACUUACAACGAAGGCAUAAUAUGCAACGACUACAUAUAUUCCCGGAUGAAAAUAUACCCGAAGAUAUGUUAAAAAAUAUUGGUAAUCAAAUCAAACAGCUAAGAACUGUUCCCAUUCAACUAAAUCAUAUUCCACAGAAGGAAAUAGACGAUUUUCCUCAACUUUUAAAAUAUCCUGAAAAUUAUAUUCUUAAAUAAGUUCAAUGUAAAUACUAUAUAGUAACAUAUCCAAAAUAAUAUACAUGUACAUUAAUGACAAAA
This is a messenger RNA of Wasmannia auropunctata (little fire ant), 812 nucleotides long. It is a transcript of the gene mRpL13, whose product is annotated as 39S ribosomal protein L13, mitochondrial. Gene Ontology annotation, cellular component: ribosome; mitochondrial large ribosomal subunit. The coding region runs from base 213 to 749 and encodes 178 amino acids. Gene Ontology annotation, biological process: negative regulation of translation; translation. Gene Ontology annotation, molecular function: mRNA binding; structural constituent of ribosome. NCBI's taxonomy places the organism in Eukaryota, Metazoa, Arthropoda, Insecta, Hymenoptera, Formicidae. The record is from RefSeq and is a predicted model, not a curated record. The transcript has 4 exons.